Rhopalosiphum maidis (corn leaf aphid) is the source of this 2540-nucleotide messenger RNA. RefSeq lists its product as uncharacterized. The transcript has 8 exons. Bases 437 to 2428 code for a protein of 663 amino acids. The record is from RefSeq and is a predicted model, not a curated record. Lineage: Eukaryota; Metazoa; Arthropoda; Insecta; Hemiptera; Aphididae.
UAAAAUUAUCUAUAAUUAUUAAAUAUAAAAAUAAAUUACCAUUUAACAUUUACCAUUUUUUAGUAUUUAAUAUUGAUUAAAAUGGGAACGAUUUUAUUAGUUUACUUGUACAUACUUGCUAAAUUUUAACCAUACUGUAAAUUUUAAUAACGGAAAAGGGAAAAGUGAAAUACGAAUUAGUUAAAUAGGUACCCAAUACCUAUGUUUUGUAAAAAUUAAACUCGAAUACGGAACCACAUGGUAAUAAAUAAUAAUAAUAUUGUCUAUAGACUAUACACCAUUAUAUUAUUUUUGUUACACAACCGUUUUUCCAAAAAAAAGUUUAAAAUUAACUUCUUAUAGUAUCUCGUUAGUCGUUAAUCGUUAUUCGUACAUCAAUUCGUCUUAUCUUUAUUUUUAUUGGUCAUGUACAUGUUGUAAGUUCGUUUGUUAAACAAUGGACAUUAAUAGUGUGCAUCGUGCAGACUGGGAGAGAAGAAGAAAAAUACGACUAGCCCAGGUUAGAGAUCAAUCUAAAUCAUUAGCUAAAACAAUACGUGACCGUGUCCAUGGGGCUGCUGAAAGUCAGCAGGAACAACGCGAAACAGCAAGAAAUAUAACAGAACAUAAAUAUAAAUCGCUAGCAUUGAACAAAUUGAAAAGUGAUUUUAAUUAUUUGAUACAAGAUGUUGGCAAUGGUUAUUCCGUUGCAUCAAUUCAACACGAUCCAAGUGUAGUGUUGGCCGAGAAACGAUUGAUAGAUCGUUGUAAAGCAAUAUCAAGAGGUGCUGAAGCAGUAAAACGACAACAACGGAUCCAAGAAGAACAACAGAUGGACAAAGACAUGAAAGAUAGAAGAAUACAUUUCAAUAAAACUGUUGAAAAAAUUCGAUCAAAACUAAUUACAAGCGUACAAAAUGUUGAUAAUGAUAAUACUUAUAAACGUAAUAUUAAAGAACACAAUGAAUGUUUCCUAAUUCCAAGUCAAGUAACUCUGAAUGAAUCAAAUAUUGUGAACAUGAAUUGUAAUAAAAAAUCUUCUAAACCUUGGUCAAUGAUUGUUAGUUCUAAAGAAAAUAAACUUAAAAAAAUACAACAAACAACCACAUGUGAUGAAAAUAAAGAAAAUGAAAAAAACAUAUCUAAAUUUUCAAAGUUAGAAACGGAUAUGAAAACUUACGAAACAUUAGUCUUAGAAUUAAAUAAAUUAUCUGCUGAAGAACAAAACAUAAGAAACAAAUUAUUUCCGUAUAACUUGAAAGAUGUACCUAUAACAUGUCAAAAUAAUGUACCUUCAGAGUCUCAAGAAAAAAUUCAACCAAAAGAAAUUAGUAGAAAAAAACAAAUAUCUAAUGGAAAAAAUAAGUUAAAUGAAACUAAAAAACAGAUAACUGAAAUAAAACUUAAUGAUUCAAAUACGUCUACAUCUAUAUGUAUAUCAUCAUCCACAUCAACCAGAAGUUAUGAGCAACCUACAAAAAAAAUCAUUCAUUUUGAAAAGGAAAGCAAAAAGAAGAUUCAACAACCUAAUACUAAGUUAAAUUAUAAAGAAAAAUUUACUUCUGGAAAACCUUUGCAAAGUAUAAAUAAUACAUUGCAACGAAUAAAAAAGAAAAAACAACUUCUGGCAAAGGAGAUAACUGCUGGUAGUAGUGUAAACACUGGUGCUGAAAUCAAAAAAAAGAAGACAGUUUCUAAAAGUUCGCCUUUACACAAAAGAUGUUGUGCUGGUGACAAUUUACGAAAGGAAAUUCCAGUUAAUUAUGCUCAACUUCCAGAUUCAUUUUACAAUGAUCAACUUGAUAUAUUGAAAGAACAGAUAUCAAAAAAAAAUUUGAAAUGUCUUAAUCCCAAAAGCCAUCCAUCAAUAAAUGAAAAUCUUAUGUCAUACAUAAAUGCAUUAUUAAAAAUGUCACCUUCAGAUGUAGAUAAUUUAUCGAUUUCAUCUUGUUCAAGCGUUAAAUUGGAGGAAAGUAUUUUACAGCAUUCAGAAAAAGAUACAGAAUAUUACUGCAAAAUGUUGAACUGUAUAUCAAAAUGCUUAAAUUUAGAUAUUUCUGAUAUAAAUCAAGACACAGUGUUUAGUUCACCCAAAAAUAUAAAUUUAUUAAAUAGACUUCAACAAUUAACAAAUUAUUAUGUAGAAAAAACCCAUGAAAUGAAAAAUAUCUGUGAUGAACCUUCUCAAAUUUUAAAUGAUAAACUAAAUGAAAAAACUUUAGAGACUGAUGCUAAUACUAGUAAAAAAAAUAAUUCUAUCAAUUUAUCGUCCAACUCAUCAGUUGAUGGAGAAUACAUAUUAGCAAAUUUAAAUAAACUAUUACUACAAAAAGGGAUUAUUAACUCUGACAAAGAAUGGCCAGUAUUCAAACAUAUUGAUGAUGAUGAUGAUGAUGAUGAUAGAAGUUUAACUGAUCAACUUUUAGAUAUACAUCCAUGUAAAUCAUAAUAUGAUAGGUGAAACAUAUUUUUAAAUAACUGAUAGUUUAUAAAAAAUUUAAGGUAAUUAUUUUUAUAUUUUUUAUCAAUUUAAAAUUGUUCAUUUGUGGAACGUGUAUUAA